Molecule: messenger RNA, 1194 nt
Organism: Nothobranchius furzeri (turquoise killifish)
Lineage: Eukaryota; Metazoa; Chordata; Actinopteri; Cyprinodontiformes; Nothobranchiidae
Source: RefSeq, a predicted model, not a curated record
AUGGUCCUGAGCGUCCUCAGCAGCAUUCUAGUUUCCCACCCCACCAACCCAAGCCCCAUUACCCUGCCUACCCAUCUCAGUAUUCCAAUCAGUAUUCUAGUUACCAGCCACUGUCUCCCAGUCACUACCCAAGCUACACACCUAAUGGUCCCACGCUUCACCAGCAGCAGUCUGGCUCCCAAACCUCGCCAGUUCAAUGGUUACCUGCCGCAGGCGCCCAAGCCCACUCACCAGCAUCAAGGCUACGUGCCGCAGAAGCCCAAGCCCGACCACCAGCAUCAAGGCUACGUGCCGCAGAAGCCCAAGCCCGACCACCAGCAUCAAGGCUACGUGCCGCAGAAGCCCAAGCCCGACCACCAGCAUCAAGGCUACGUGCCGCAGAAGCCCAAGCCCGACCACCAGCAUCAAGGCUACGUGCCGCAGAAGCCCAAGCCCGACCACCAGCAUCAAGGCUACGUGCCGCAGAAGCCCAAGCCCGACCACCACCAUCAAGGCUACGUGCCGCAGAAGCCCAAGCCCGACCACCAGCACCAAGGCUACGUGCCGCAGAAGCCCAAGCCCGACCACCAGCAUCAAGGCUACGUGCCGCAGAAGCCCAAGCCCGACCACCAGCAUCAAGGCUACGUGCCGCAGAAGCCCAAGCCCGACCACCAGCAUCAAGGCUACGUGCCGCAGAAGCCCAAGCCCGACCACCAGCAUCAAGGCUACGUGCCGCAGAAGCCCAAGCCCGACCACCAGCAUCAAGGCUACGUGCCGCAGAAGCCCAAGCCCGACCACCAGCAUCAAGGCUACGUGCCGCAGAAGCCCAAGCCCGACCACCACCAUCAAGGCUACGUGCCGCAGAAGCCCAAGCCCGACCACCAGCACCAAGGCUACGUGCCGCAGAAGCCCAAGCCCGACCACCACCAUCAAGGCUACGUGCCGCAGAAGCCCAAGCCCGACCACCACCAUCAAGGCUACGUGCCGCAGAAGCCCAAGCCCGACCACCAGCACCAAGGCUACGUGCCGCAGAAGCCCAAGCCCGACCACCAGCACCAAGGCUACGUGCCGCAGAAGCCCGACCACCAGCACCAUUCAUCUAAAAGUCCUCAACGGCAACGAUUCUUUGGCAGAUUACCAAGCCACUUCUCCAAGUGGCCGCAAAAACCUCACCAAAUGAUGAAACUUCAGUCUCCAAAGAAGCGUUAUUACUAG